AUGGGCGCCGACAUCACUCUAGAGGUGCAACGGCUGCACAUGACCGAGAUCUAUGGCCCAAAAUUCGUGGACAAGGCGGAGAAGGCACAUGAAAAAGCGCGGGAAUUGAAACACCACAGACAACACGGCGAAGAGCACGACAGGCCUACCGUUGCUGCGGAGGCAAGUGCGCCGCCGGGCGGUUUCGACGAUACUCCGUUCGCGCGGGUGCCUCCCGGCUACACGCUGAAAUUCACAUUUCAUCGAGCCCGCAAUCUGCCCAUCGCCGACUUCAGCACGUUCUCGUCCGAUCCCUACGUCCUCGCUGAGUUGAAGACCAACCUGCCUAAACGACACAAGCAGGACUCCAAUAUCACUUUCCGCACGCCAACGGUGAGGAAGAACGUCAAUCCGGAAUGGGAUGCGGAAUGGAUAGUCGCAAACGUGCCCGAAUCAGGAUUUCAUCUCAAAUGCCGCGUCUUUGACGAGGAUCCGGCGGAUCAUGAUGACCGGCUGGGAAACGCGCAUGUCGUGGUUGAUCACAUAAGCGGGAAUUGGCUAGGGAUCAAGGAGAGCUCUUAUCGUCUGAAGAAGCGCGCCGGGAGCAAACGGGCGUAUGUGGUUAGGACUGUUGUGGCUACCUGCUCUGGCUUUUCACGGGAAUUGGACGCCGAGAUUUAUAUCAGUGUUGAGUGUUUGGGACGGACGCCUGCUGAGAAUGGCCUCCCCAUAUAUACGUUGGGUCCGGUGUAUUGGUUCAAGCAUUUCUCGCCAUUGAUUGGGAGGCUUUUGAAGACGUCUGAUUCAGGGGGAGAUGGGAGAAACGCAAGUGGAAAAAUGAGCCAUUACAACUUCCAAGCAAUCGAAAUCCAGCUCAGGGGCCCAGUUCCCGAUGACUUAUAUCACCGAUAUGUGGAGUUUCGACCAUUUGUGGCAGGCAUGUUCACUUCGCAUACCUUGCGAGGGCGUAUUCUCAAUCGUGCUUUACAUCAUCAGCAUGCGCGGAUCUACAACUACGACCGCAGUACCAUCAACGGGAAUUUCUCUGCUCCGUGUACCGAGCUAACCGAGCUCUUUUUGGAUUUUGUUGACCAUGGUCGAGGUGGCCGUAUUUUCACAUACGUCAUUACACUCGACAGCCAGCUUCGUUUUACAGAGACCGGGAAAGAGUUCGGCAUCGAUCUGUUGAGUAAACAUACUAUGCAUAGCGAUGUGUCGAUUUAUAUUGCAUUUUCGGGCGAAUUCUUCGUACGUCCCAGGAAAAGACAGCAUCGACAGCGACUAUCUAUGUCGACACUGGACAGCCGCCCGAGUCACGAUGUGGGUCGAGAAGCAGAGCCGGAAAUCCUCGAGCAGAUUGCAUGUCAAGAUGAAAACAACAACGACUGUUCUGCCUACGAACUGAUCAUCGACAACGAUAGUGGCACGUAUCGGCCAAACGCUGCCAAACUCCCGCUACUUCGCGAAUUCUUGUCUGCCAACUUCCCGGGUCUCCACAUCACAACGCUUGACUGCCAGAAAGAUGAGGAGCGGAUGAAACGCCUGAAAGAUCGCCGGAGAGCCGAAAGACAGCGUACUCGAGGCCAGGUCUUUUACACGCAGCAGGCCUCUAAUACUUCAGAGUCAUCGCUGUCUAGCUCCGAUGAAGAAGAGCUGCUUGAGCGUGCUGGAGAGCUUAAUGGCGCUAAAGAGCAGCAGCAGCAGCAGCACACGUCCCACGGGCUGUCGGAGAACCUUCACGAUAUCAAGGACGUCAAAGGCAAACUGCAGAAGUGGAUUGGAGCAACAGACGGAACUGGUGAAGGUCACAGCAGUGAGAUAUCAAAUGAAAAGCCCGUUCAAAACGGCGCAUCGCAGGGAGACGCGCCGAAUAACAUCCUCUCAACUGAGGCAUAA
Talaromyces atroroseus is the source of this 1875-nucleotide messenger RNA. RefSeq lists its product as hypothetical. Lineage: Eukaryota; Fungi; Ascomycota; Eurotiomycetes; Eurotiales; Trichocomaceae. The record is from RefSeq and is a predicted model, not a curated record. Bases 1 to 1875 code for a protein of 624 amino acids. Gene Ontology annotation, biological process: positive regulation of gene expression. The transcript is spliced from 2 exons.